This is a messenger RNA of Amaranthus tricolor (Joseph's coat), 2276 nucleotides long. RefSeq lists its product as uncharacterized. The transcript is spliced from 7 exons. NCBI's taxonomy places the organism in Eukaryota, Viridiplantae, Streptophyta, Magnoliopsida, Caryophyllales, Amaranthaceae. The coding region runs from base 498 to 2105 and encodes 535 amino acids. The record is from RefSeq and is a predicted model, not a curated record.
UUUAAAAUUUAGGGUUUUCAGUUUUUUUUUAAAAAAAAUAAAUCGGGAUUUUUAAAAAUCUUUAAAAAAAAUUUGAAAAUACUUUCAAGAACUCCAGAAAUUUGAAAAUAAAUUUUUUAAAAAAUUUGUUCACUGCGGCGGGGCGGGGCGGGACGGGUUUCACCUAAAACCCAUCUCCAUCCCCAUCCUCAUCCCCACGGUGGGUAUGAAUUUUAUACCCGUACCCGCCCCAUAACCUAUCAAACCGGGACCCAUCUCCGCCCCGCCUGCAUCCCUAGAAACAAAGAAGUGAAGAACCUCUCAAAAUAGGACAAGAAGGGGACAACUGCCAAGAGUGCACAAGCGGUGGUGACUACUGACGUCAAAGAAAAGCAAAUGUGGCGCCUUGACAGAGUCUUCUUUUUAUUUCUUCACUUUUCUAACAAUUCUCAGGAGAAUAUUUAGAGAGAGAAACAAAUCAAGAUAUCAGAAUUAGAGAGAGAGAGAGUGUAAUAAUAAUGGGGCAAUCAUCGUCAUCAGAAGCUUCAACAUUAUCAAUGGAGGAAAGAGAAUUGGAGUCCCAAGCAGCUUCAACUGGUUCUCUUCCUUUGCUUAAAAACUCUUUUUCUAAACUCUCUGAUCCCACAUCUAACUCUAUUCCUCUUUCUGCUCUUCAGGAAUGUUUUGCGCUAAAGUAUACCACUAUAAGUUGCGAAGGAGUCGAUUUGCCCGAUUGCUUUCAGGAACUUUUGGGUCAGAUUGCCACCUCUAUAACAGAUACACUUUUUGUACCUCAGAAAGGAGGGGUUACAUGGAUGGAGUUUGUAAGAGGAUUUGUUAAAGGUUGUGGAAGGAUGUCAACGUCGUCGCUGUUGAAUAUCUUGUUGCGGGUGCUUGUUUUAUCUGCUGAUAGAGCUGGCUGUCCAAUGAAUUUACAUUUUGAUUCUGAUGAAGUGGAUAGCAAGAUAAGUGGAUCUAUUUCACCUCGUGACUUUGGAAUGAUUAUUUGGGCAUGCUGGAUUAUGUCCUUGAACUCGAGGAGUCAAAAGCGUACUGUGGAAAGCGACCAUGUGGUUGUUCCUGAUCUUAACCAUUUGGUAUUGUCAGCUGUUGUUUCAUGCAUGGACAAUAGUAACGAUGUUGAUGUAUGGGAUAAUGAUGUUCUCCGUCUUGAAGCUGAGCUUAAUGCUGGGAAGAUACAUAUGUGGGCUAUAAGAACGGUUCCGAAUCUUGCAGAAUGUUUUUCAAAUUUCAUUAGUUCUAGACUCAAAGCUGCAACUUUUGAGAAGCCUAGUGAAGCGGAAACUUCAAGUACAGAAAAUUCUUCUGCAAAGGCAUGUCACUUUCAUCUUCUGACAUCUGUAAGGGCUUGGGCGAUUUCUCUUUCUCAAAGAAGUGAUGCAAGCGAGGAGCUCUUGAAAAUAUGCUUCCCUAGCAACUUGGAUGUAAUAGAGGAUAGCCUUCUUUAUCGGUCUUAUGUUCAUGGGAAAGGGCUAAACAGAUUUUGGUCGAACGUUGAAGGUUAUCAUGGACCGUCACUUCUACUGUUGUCUGCCACUUCCGGUGAAUCGAGCCUGAACAGCAGGAAAUGGAUCAUAGGAGCCCUAACACAACAGGGUUUUGAAAACAGAGAUGCAUUCUACGGCAGCGGGGGCUGUCUAUAUUCUAUAUAUCCUGUCUUUCAUAUUUUCUCAGCACCUGGAACGGAGCAUAACUACGUGUAUAGUCACUUGCAUCCGCCUGUUAGAGUAUAUGAGCCGCAUCCAAAGCCUGUUGGGCUAGCAUUUGGGGGAACUAUUGGGCAUGAAAGAAUAUUUAUUGACGAGGACUUUGCAAAGGUUACUAUUCGACAUCAUGCAGUUGACAAAACAUACCAACACGGUUCUCUUUUCCCCGAACAGGGUUAUCUCCCAACUGAAGCGUCUGUGGUGGACGUUGAAGUUUGGGGAUUAGGCGGUAAGAGAGCAAAGGAAAUACAAAUUUUAUACAAGAGAAGAGAAGACCUUUUCACAGAGCAAAGGCGCAAGGUUGACUUGAAGACGUUUGCUAGUUGGGAAGAUUCACCAGAAAAGAUGAUGAUGGACAUGAUGGGUAAUCCAAAUGCUGUCGGACGUGAGGAACGGUAAUUUCGAGUCCGAAAUCAGAUUCAGAUCUCUGUUCUUUUGCAUAUAUUAUAGGAAAUAAUGUAUCAUCAAAUACACUUUUCUGUUCUCAUUUGAUUUUAUUUUGUACAUAUUACUGUACUAAACAAGAUGUAUGCAUUUCUGAGUUCUAUCUAUGGUCUCAAUUAUUUCUUA